AAAUGUACCAAUCCAAUGCUCUGUAUUUUAUACUCGUUACUUUACCAGCGCCAUUUGCCGAAGCAUUUCAUCACUCAGCUUACAUAUAUAUGAUCUAAUAUGUUCUCUGGAGUCUCCGAAAGAAACGAUGCUUGAACCAGGUAAAUUGUAAAAUGGCAGAAGGUCGUGAAUGGAUGUAUAAUCGUAUUAGUCGGACUUCGGGUAAUCUAAAUUUAGAGUUUGUAGACGGUGUAAAUCAUUUUUUGGACUUCGCUUUUACAAUAGCUCAACGGAAUGGAGAAAGUAUGGUGAAAUGUCCAUGUACAAAGUGCAAGCUAAGAAAGUACUUCGAUAGAGGUAUAAUUAGAACACAUUUGUGUAAGAAUGGGUUUAGAGAAAAGUAUUACAUAUGGGAUUGCCAUGGGGAAGAACGUCCUAUAAAUCCUAUUAUUUAUCGAGGGUAUACACCUAUUAAUGUGGACUCAUUUGAAAGCGCAACAACCAUUGAUAAAUGUGAUGAGCCAAAUCACGUUUUAGGAUGUACACAAAUGGUUAGAGAGGUUAUGUAUCCAUUCUCUAUUGGAACUGCAAAUGAUGAAAAUGAUUUUAAUACGUUUGGGUUGGAUGACGAUGAAGAAACUCGUUUUGAGACUAACGAGACUCAAAACCCAAAUAAGAAUGCAGAGGAGUUUUACAAACUGUUAAAAGAUGCAUCUACUCCAUUAUAUGAUGGUUGCACUAGUCAUACUCGAUUAUCUGUUGUGGCUGAGCUUUUAAGUGUUAAGAGUCAGUAUAACAUGUCUGAUGCAUGUUAUGACAAAGUAGCUUCAAUUGUUGAACGGAUUGUGCCUGGUGAUAACAAUUUGCCAAAUAACUUUUAUCAGUCCAAAAAGAUGAUCCAUGGAUUGGGGCUACCAUAUUUCAAAAUAGAUGCAUGCGAGAAUAAUUGCAUGCUAUUUGAUGGGAAUGAUAAAGAUCUCAUGUACUGCAAAGUUUGUGGUGUAUGCAGGUACGAAGAGGGUUCUAUAGACCGAGGAGGUAAAAGGAAACCACCAUCAAAAAAAGUGUUGCGUUACCUACCAAUAACAGAGCGGUUGAAGCGCAUGUACAUGUCCUCUAAAACAUCAGAAUUUAUGACUUGGCAUAUGAGAGGGGCUUCUGGCGGUGGUAGUACUAUUUCACAUCCUUGCCAAUCAGAGGCAUGGAAACAUGUUGAUCAAACAUUUCCGGAUUUUGCCACGGAGUCCAGAAAUGUGCGUUUAGGUCUAUGCACAGAUGGGUUUAAUCCAAAUUCUGAUUUCAGCAACCCAUACUCUAUUUGGCCCAUGUUCAUUGCUGUGUAUAAUUUACCUCCUGAACUUUGCAUGAAAGAACCAUAUAUUUUCAUGGCCAUGCUGAUACCUGGUCCUCGAUCCCCUGGAAGGAACAUUGACGUUUUCUUAAGGCCACUUAUCGAUGAGCUAAAUAUGAUAUGGAAUGUUGGGGUUGAAACAUGGGAUGCAUUUCGAAAACAAAAUUUUGUGCUUAGAGCUUGCCUUAUUUGGACAAUCAGUGAUUUUCCGGCAUAUGGAAUGUUAUCAGGAUGGAGCACCCAUGGUAGAUUAGCAUGUCCAUACUGUUUGGGUGAAGGAGUUGCCCAACAACUUAAGUUCGGAAAGAAGCCGUGUUGGUGGGGUUGUCACAGGAGGUUUCUAAGAGCACAACAUGGUUUUCGUCGUGAUUCACAAUCCUGGGGAGUAUUUGGUGUUGAACGUCGUAGACCUUGUCCGAUUGUUUCAGGCGCUGAAAUAUUGAGAGACAUUGAGAGUAUUAGUUUUCCACCAUUUGGGUUACAAUAUGAUAACUUGCGUGCAGAUGGAUUCGGUAGAACUCACAAUUGGAUUAAAAGAUCUAUUUUUUGGGAUCUACCUUAUUGGAAGGAUUUGCUUGUCCGACAUAAUCUUGAUGUCAUGCAUAUAGAGAAGAACUGCUUUGAUAAUGUCUUCAACACAGUUAUGAAUGUGAAGGGGAGAACUAAGGAUAAUUCUAAUUCGAGGCGUGAUAUGGAGCUUAUGAGUAUCCGUAAGGAGUUGCACUUGUAUCAACGCAAUAUGAUCACUUAUCAACCAAAAGCAAGUUAUGUGUUAGAUAAGCCAAAUGUUGUCAAUAUAUGUAAUUGGUUGAAGGAAGAAGUGAAACUUCCUGAUGGAUAUUCAUCAAACAUUGGACAUUGUGUUAAUACAACUAACAACACAUUUUAUAGCAUGAAGAGUCAUGAUUGUCAUGUGUUUAUGCAGCGUCUACUUCCGAUUGCAUUGCGUGGUUAUCUUCGGUCACCUCUAUGGAUAGCAAUAUCUGAGUUUUGCAAAUUUUUCAGGAUAAUUUGUGCAAAGCAACUGUGUGUUGCAGACAUUGAGAAACUACAAGAUGCAAUUGCAGUUACACUGUGUAAACUAGAAAAGGUUUUUCCUCCUAGUUUCUUUGACUCGAUGGAGCAUUUGACAGUCCAUCUACCAUGGGAGUUGAAAACUUGUGGACCAGUGCAGUACCGUUGGAUGUAUCCGUUUGAGCGUCUGAUGAAAAAGUUAAAGGAAAAAGCAAAAAAUAAACAAUUUCUCGAGGGAUCCAUUGUUGAAAAAUUUUGGGUUCAUGAGGUAGCCUUAUUCUGUGAGCAUUACUUUGAUGACAACUUAGGCACUCGCAUUAACCCUCACGUUAGGAAUGAAGUUGGGGCUAAUAUGUUAGUCAUAGGGGAAGCUUCAAAUGAUUUUGAAUUGUUGUCUAUUUUCAAACACCCGGUCAGAAAUUUCAGCCGCGUGAACAACCGUGUGUUGACAAAUGAAGAAUUGCAUCAUGUUCAUAGCUAUGUUUUGUUUAAUACUCCAGAAGUGCAACAAUAUAUCACUCAUUUUGAGAAUCUUACACGACAGUCAUCCCCAAGGCUGAAUGAUUCCGAUGUUGAUAAACAUAGAAUGACACAUUUUGCUACGUGGUUUGAGUUAAUGGUGAAGGACUCUCCUCAAAAUUUCACAUCACAACUCAUUGAGCUUUCUGAGUGGCCAAAGAAUAAGGAGAUAGAAAUCGGUCGCAAACCCACAUUUUUAGAUUUUGCUGAAAAGUGGGUUCUGGAUGACACUAGCACAAAUGAGCCAGUCCCAACAUCAUUUGCGGGGUAUAUGGUAGCAUAUCGUCAACGAAUGGAAGAAGCGUAUGGACCGGAUAGAACAAAACAUCCUGCUUUUGAUUCUCACAUGUGGAAAGAGAUUACCGGUGAUCCAAAAAAAGGGCGUUGGGUCGGCGUACCGGCCCAACUUUCACAUCCCGAACUAUUUCAACCUUCUAAACCUCUUGAGGAUACAUAUAGACUCUUGAGUGGCCGUAUUGUUGAAAUGGAGGCUGAAAUUGAGACGAUGGGGGUAGGGAUGGCAGAGCUCAAGGCACAAAAUGAAACAAUGAGGCUUGAAAAUAUAGAACAACGAACAAGCUUCACAACUGCCAUGAGUAAUAUAUGGGCCAUUCUUAUCAAUAUGGGUGUGGCCAAUCCAAACAUGAUUAAUCAUCAAUUUCUUCCGGGGGGUUCAUCAUCUAAUCAGUGCCCACCAUCACUAUUAGCACAACGAAAAUACAACCCAUUGCCAUCCAUCGGACAACAUCAACAACCGAGAUCAUUUGGGCAACUUUUGGAGAUGAAUUACACUCAAGCGCAUUUAUUUGACCAACCUUCUCCAUUUGCUGUUUGAUGCACACUAAUUAGUAGUGCAUAAUUACAUGUUUUUAUGAGUGAUUUAUGUUAAUUGUUUGACGUUUUAUUUAGUUUGUAAACAUUUAUGUGAUUUCAAGUUGUAAUUGUAUUUUAGUCUAUUUGUGUCAGUUGUAAAGUUUAGUUAGGAUUUAUGGUUUGGAAAGGA
Molecule: messenger RNA, 3866 nt
Organism: Cuscuta europaea
Lineage: Eukaryota; Viridiplantae; Streptophyta; Magnoliopsida; Solanales; Convolvulaceae
Source: the annotation of a GenBank genome assembly